Drosophila miranda is the source of this 2115-nucleotide messenger RNA. RefSeq lists its product as uncharacterized. Bases 374 to 1834 code for a protein of 486 amino acids. The record is from RefSeq and is a predicted model, not a curated record. The transcript has 3 exons. NCBI's taxonomy places the organism in Eukaryota, Metazoa, Arthropoda, Insecta, Diptera, Drosophilidae.
ACAUAAGCACAGUAUUUGUGAAAAUUAUGAAAACACGUGAACGUUUUUUGAUUGAGUCCACUUUCACGCCAAAGAAAAAAAUAAAAAAUACUUAUUAACGCAUACAACAAGCUAUUGAAACAGACAGUUACAGUUAAUUAAACGCACGUUUGUCGAAGGACCAUCAAAGGGAACUCUGAGAUAAUCAAAGGUAUUCCAAUCCAAGCAAUCGGAGAAGGGUAGCCUGGAGCUGGAUUUUUUACUGUUUCUACUGCAUGGAAAUCUGUGUCAGUGCAUAGACAUACAUAUAUUGAAUAUAUACACUGAAUACUAAUCGAAGAAAGGAGCAAACUCAAGCAAGUUAAUUUACCGGAAAAUAACUCUCGUUUUGGGCAUGGGUUCGAACCAGCAGCUCAAGGACUACAUCGUCGCUGAAUUCAUCGCGAGUCUGGAACCGAACGGUGAGGGCCGCGUGGCGUCCCGGGAUCUCGAUGCCUGUCUGAACAUCCUGAUGAGCCGUCGCCGGUAUGUGAAUCGAUUCACCUUGCCGCCACACCGCACUCGGGAUACAGAGCAUACAAACAACCCAGCCGGCCAGCAGGCUCCUCCGAUCUUGAUGGCCCCGGGCCAGCGGAACCAGGGAGGCGGCGAUCGGGUCGUAUUUAAUAUGGAGAACCUGGUGCCUUACGUGCCGCAGCAUCAGCUGAUUGCACGCAUCGGAGGCGGCGAUGCCGAGCUCCCACCACUGGGCGGUGUCCAAUACUUUCGUGGCAACAAUGAGGCCGCUGGCGACUUGAUUCUGCGCCAUCGGGCUGCCAUGAAUCUGAACUUCGUUUUUCGCGGCAUCAGGGGUGGCGCGGUCCGCGCUGUGGCCGGCAGAGGACAGCUUCGCGGGAUCAGACGCUUUCAGGCGGGAGACGGAUUGAAUGGAGAAGAUGCUGGUGCUGCUGAUGCUGCUGCAGGUUCCGGCGAUGGCCCUGGAGUGGGCCCAAAUGUCGUCCACUUGGGAGAGGGCGAUGGCCCACGCGGCAUGUUUCCCAAUUUCCAACAGGCCCAGCUCCGGCUCCCUGCCCACGCUGGUGAUGGGGAUGGACCCCACAUUCAGCAGGUCCAGGUUGUCCAACUGGGUGAUUUGCCGGGCGAUGGCGAAGGACCCAUCAUCGCUGGCCAGUUCCGCGGCCCGGCAAGGCGUCGGCCCAGACAUCGUCAUAUUUUCAACUUUGUCGGACAAUUCCUUCGGGACAUUCAUCGCCGUCGAUUCUUCAUUGAAAACGUCCGUGCACAGAUCAUUCCAGUGGCUGUGGCCUUCAGACCCCAGCACCAUGUACCCCAAGCGGUAGCCCAAGACGGACAACGCCACGAACAGGAACCUGUCGAGGCCCCCGAAGGCGGGCUCGAAGGCGAGGAUGGAUUAAUCGCUAACCACGGUGGCGGGCAGGACUCUCAGCGUGACCACGGCAACGGAGAUGCCCCCGGAAACGGACACGGCCUCGAUCGGCACUUCCGACAGGCUGCCGAAGAUAUCUGGGAGCCUUUGGAAAUGAACGGCGACAACCACGAUGACAACGACGACAACGCACAGGCCUUGCAGCAGGGCAGCGGCGACAACAAUGAAAUUGGACAAAUGAUGGACAUACAGCAGCCAAUACAGGCGGUACCAGGACCAUUUUUGGCUCUACAAGAUCCCCCUCUAGUGAUCCCCCUGGAUCGCAUCAGGGACGUAUUGGUUCAAAUACAGGAGCGUCUGGCAACCAUUGUGCAGCAUGUAGACAACUACGAGAAGAUCAUACUUCAAGGCCAACACCAGGACGAGGAUGGGGGCGGCGAUGCUGACGGCGGUGGCGAUGCCGCCUAGCGAGGGGGUGGUAGUCCCCGACAGUGGCCCAGCCAGAGGCAGACAGCGGUGCACACAGAGGCCGCAUCGCGUCAAAGGGGGAGGAACUGUUCUCUGGCGACACCAAAAACCUUUCAAUCAUCUCUCCCCCUCCGUAUUUGUUGGCUUGUGGCGUUACUGUCCCGCUCGUGUUGAAUACUUUGAUUGCAUCCAUUUAUAUUUUGACAAAAACAAUCAAAAUUACGCGUGUUGUACCUUAACGCACAGAUCCUUAAGAAUAAAUGUAAUGCGAUCCAACAUAA